This is a messenger RNA of Candidula unifasciata, 861 nucleotides long. The record is from the annotation of a GenBank genome assembly. NCBI's taxonomy places the organism in Eukaryota, Metazoa, Mollusca, Gastropoda, Stylommatophora, Geomitridae.
AUGCUAGGUCUUAGCAGUGCAAUUGUACUUCUUAUUUUGGUUUGCUCAUGUUUAGGAGUACCCGUCCCAGGCCAGACUACUGAGGGUUGGAAAGACAAGAAAGCCGACGUCUGCAUUGUGGUUGAUGCCUCUUCCAGUGUCUGGGAACGGGACUUCACAACUAUGCUCCAGUUUGUUUCCAGUCUUGUGUCCGACAUGGACAUAGGUCCAUCUACCACCAGGGUGGGAGUCGGUGUAUUCGCAGACAGAUUUACACUACACAUACCAAUCACCAACAAUCUGCCUAAAGAAACACUCAGGAGUGAAAUCUUAAAUGCGCCCUAUUUGAAAGGAGACGGGUACCUUUCCAGGGGUCUGCAUGGCCUGAGAGAAAAGUGCCUGCCAAAAAGCCUUGUCCGAUUGAACGUUCCCCUUAUUGCGGUGGUGUUCACAGAUGGACCGUCCAGGCAUAAACAACUGUCAGCUGAUAAUGCGACCCUGAUCAAAGAGAACAUGAUCUCAUUAUUCACCGUAGGCGCAACUACCCUAGUGGACCGAAACGAACUGCUGUCACUUGCAAGUGAUCCGAAAAAAGAGUUCAAUUACUACGUAGACGAGUUCAGACAUUUAUCGGACAUCCACACUAAACUUUCCACCAGGAUGUCACAAGUUCAAAUAUACCAAGAGCACGGAACAUGUGGAAGAAAUGUCAAGGCUGAUACCUUCUUUGUCUUUAACGAAGCCGCUCUUGGACGCACAGAUUCACAGAACAUCAAAAUUUUUAUUGGCUCUGUAGUCAAUAACUUCAGUAUGAACUCUGGGAAUAUGAGGGCCAGUGUUAUUACCAAGAGCUGCCUCAGAGAGGACAUCGAGUUUGGACAA